AUGACUGAAAUGAAGACACCAAAGACUGCUGCACAGCGUUUGAGAGAACUCAUUGCUGACAAGAGCAAGAUUGUCAACUGUCCAGGCGUCUACGAUGGGCUCACGGCUCGUCUUGCUCUCAGGGAGGGAUUUGACUGUCUUUACAUGACCGGAGCAGGCACAACAGCGUCAAAGCUUGGCAUGCCUGAUCUGGGACUGGCGACAUUCAAUGACAUGCUGGAAAAUGCUGCCAUGAUUGCAUCGCUUGAUCGGAAAACUCCGUUGAUUGCGGAUGCCGAUACUGGAUAUGGUGGUCCUGUCAUGGUGGCGAGGACGGUGCGAGCAUACAUCACUGCUGGCGUCGCGGGUCUUCACCUGGAAGACCAAGUCAUCACAAAGCGCUGCGGCCACUUGAGCGGCAAAGAACUAGUGGAUCAGGAUACAUAUAUAUCCAGAAUCAGAGCUGCCGCCAUGGCUAGAGAUGAGAUGAGAGCUGCGACGGGUGGCGAUAUUGUCAUUAUUGCUCGGACUGACGCCCUCCAGAGCCUGGGUUAUGAUCAAGCAAUCCAGCGUCUUCGCCUGGCGGUAGAGGCAGGCGCCGAUGUUGCAUUUCUAGAAGGACCUACAUCAGUCGAACAGUGCCGACAGGUGUGCCAAGACUUUGCUGAUGUCCCGGUUUUGCUGAACAUGGUCUCUGGAGGUGUGACCCCGAACUUGAGCGUGAGCGAGGCCCAAGAGAUGGGCUUCCAACUCAUCAUUCAUCCGGGUCUCGCUCUCUUCCCAGUUUUGGAAGGUGUUGAAAAUGCUUUUCGAGGACUCAAGGCAACGGGGAAGGUUCAGGUGAGCGAGGCCCAAGCUAAAGAAGGUGUCAAAAGGCUCUUCAAUGCAGUUGGCCUUGGGGAUUGCAUAGAGUUUGAUGCAAAAGCUGGAGGAAUCUCCUAA
This is a messenger RNA of Clonostachys solani, 921 nucleotides long. Lineage: Eukaryota; Fungi; Ascomycota; Sordariomycetes; Hypocreales; Bionectriaceae. The record is from the annotation of a GenBank genome assembly.